AUGGCCACUGCCCUUUGCUCCCUGAGGGUGACACGCUCCUGGCCACCAUUCCAGAGCGAGCUGCCCGCAGCCGGGAGUGGGAGGAUGUCGCAGUCCACCCAGCCCACCGCCACCGACGAGGGGGCCACGUUCCAGCACCUCUGGAGCUCUCUGGAGCCGGACAGCACCUACUUUGACCUUCCCCAGUCGGGCCAGGGGAAUGAUGAGGCGGCGGGUGGUGCGGAGGCCAGCAUGGAUGUCUUCCACCUGCAGGGCAUGACCGCUUCUGUCAUGUCCCAGUUCCAUUUGCUGAGCAGCGCCAUGGACCAGAUGAGCGGCCGCGCGGCCUCGGCCAGCCCCUACGCCCCAGAGCGCGCCGCUAGCGCUGGCGUGCCCACCCACUCGCCCUACGCGCAGCCCAGCUCCACCUUCGACACCAUGUCGCCCGCGCCCGUCAUCCCCUCCAACACCGACUACCCCGGCCCCCACCACUUCGAGGUGACCUUCCAGCAGUCGAGCACAGCCAAGUCGGCCACCUGGACGUACUCUCCUCUGCUAAAGAAGCUUUACUGCCAAAUCGCCAAGACGUGCCCCAUCCAGAUCAAGGUGUCCACCCCGCCGCCUCCGGGCACUGUCAUCCGCGCCAUGCCCAUCUACAAGAAGGCGGAGCACGUGACCGAGGUCGUGAAGCGCUGCCCCAACCACGAGCUCGGGCGGGACUUCAACGAAGGACAGUCUGCCCCCGCCAGCCACCUUAUCCGCGUGGAGGGCAACAAUCUUUCGCAGUACGUGGACGACCCCGUCACCGGCAGGCAGAGCGCCAUGGUGCCCUACGAGCCCCCGCAGGUGGGGACAGAGUUCACCACCAUCCUGUACAACUUCAUGUGCAACAGCAGCUGUGUCGGGGGCAUGAACCGGCGGCCUAUCCUCAUCAUCGUCACCCUGGAGACACGGGACGGACAGGUGCUGGGCCGCCGGUCCUUCGAGGGCCGCAUCUGUGCCUGUCCCGGCCGAGACCGCAAAGCAGAUGAAGACCACUUCCGCGAGCAGCAGGCCGCGAACGAGAGCGCUGCCAAGAGCGGGGCUGCGGGCAAGCGCGCCUUCAAGCAGAGCCCCCCUGCUAUCCCCGCCCUGAGCGCCAACGUGAAGAAGAAGCGGCACGGGGACGAGGAAACCUACUACAUUCACGUGCGGGGCCGGGAGAACUUUGAGAUCCUGAUGAAGGUCAAGGAGAGCCUGGAGUUGAUGGAGCUGGUGCCCCAGCAGCUGGUCGAGUCCUACCGGCAGCAGCAGCAGCUCCUGCAGAGGCCGAGCCACCUGCAGCCUCCGUCCUACGGGCCCGUCCUCUCGCCCAUGAACAAAGCUCACGGGGCUGUCAACAAGCUGCCCUCAGUCAACCAGCUGGUGGGCCAGCCUCCCCUGCACAGCUCGGCAGCCGGGCCCAACCUGGGGCCCAUGGGCCCCGGGAUACUCAACAACCACGGCCACGCCCUGCCGGCCAACGGCGAGAUAAACGGCGGCCCCAGCUCCCAGUCCAUGGUCUCGGGGUCCCACUGUACCCCGCCACCCCCCUACCACGCCGACCCCAGCCUGGUCAGUUUUUUAACAGGCUUGGGGUGUCCAAACUGCAUCGAGUAUUUCACCUCCCAGGGGUUACAGAACAUUUACCACCUGCAGAACCUAACGAUAGAGGACCUGGGGGCCCUGAAGAUCCCGGACCAGCACCGAAUGACCAUCUGGAGGGGCCUCCAGGACCUGAAGCAGGGCCACGACUACGGUGCGCAGCAGCUGAUCCGCUCCAGCAGCAACGCGGCCACCGUCGCCAUCGGGGGCUCGGGCGAGCUGCAGCGGCAGCGGGUCAUGGAGGCCGUGCACUUCCGCGUGCGUCACACCAUCACCAUCCCCAACCGCGGGGGCGCGGCCGGGGGGGCGGGGCCCGACGAGUGGGCCGACUUCGGCUUCGACCUCCCGGACUGCAAGGCCCGCAGACACUCCAUCAAAGAGGAGUUCACGGAGAGCGAGGCCAACUGAGGGGGAGCCGGCACGCCCGGGGUCCCCCUGACCCGGUGCCACCGACCCAGAGAGCAGAGAACCCCGGGAGCCGCGCUGGAUGCCUGCUUCCUUUUUGUCGCCGACUGCCCUGGGAGGCGGGACCUCGGGGCCGUGCCGGGAAAGGGACUUGGCCAGGGGCGUGCCCGUGACGAGGGGCUCCCGGAGCUGCGCUGAGGGCGCGCGCCCAGGACCCGUCCUCCAGGGGUCCGGGGCCUCCCCCUCCUCCCUGCCUUGCCGUCCCGGGGGCUCUGCUGACCGACUGCCAAAAAGUAUUUUUCGAUGUCUCUGGCUCUGUGCUUGUACCUAAGCACUCCCGUUUUCGGGCCGAGGCCCCAGACUAUCUCUGCCUGAGGCCGCCAGCCUGCCCUUGCACACCCGAGCGCUGGCGCG
Molecule: messenger RNA, 2421 nt
Organism: Kogia breviceps (pygmy sperm whale)
Lineage: Eukaryota; Metazoa; Chordata; Mammalia; Artiodactyla; Physeteridae
Source: RefSeq, a predicted model, not a curated record